UUGGCUAAAAGGGGGAAUCAGCAAAAAGUACUUCUGCUGGCUACAACUCUGACCCUUUGACUGCUCAAGAACCUGGAUGAAUGAAGAUCUUCAUUGGCGCUCAUCUCCACUCGUAAAGAACAUGAAUGCUAUAAAGGAAGAGGAUAUCUAUGACUUUCUACCAGAGCAUUUGUCUACAGACAUGAAAGGUAGUGGUACUUGCACACCAACUUGCAAGGAAGAACCAUGUUUGUCGCAUGAAAUUAAAGGAGAGAAGUUUCAAGUCAUGCCAUUUAGUGGUCAUGAGAGCACUUCUACAAUUCAGCCAUCAACUCCAUCACAACAGGGAAUGUCUAUGAAGCUGAUUAAAGAGGAAGACAUUUAUGAUUUCCUCCCAGAAUAUGUGUACAGAACUAAGGAGGAAGAGAAUGAAACUGACACAGCGGACGUGAAAGAAGAAGCCCUGGAUUUGAAAAGGGAAUCAGAGUCUUCUCGAAUGGAACACAAUGCACACAUGGCUCCAACAGGUAAACACCAGACAGCUCAUAAUAACACAGACCAACACAAAUGUCCCACAUGUGGGAAAGCAUUUGCACGAAAGUCUACUCUCAACCGGCAUCAGAUGAUCCAUACUGGGGAAAGGCCUUACCAAUGUGCCACAUGUGGAAAAGACUUUAAAGAGAAAAGUUCCCUCAUCAUCCAUCAGAGAAUCCAUACUGGAGAAAGGCCUUACCAGUGUGCCACAUGUGGAAAAGCCUUUAAAGGGAAAGGUUCCCUCAUCAUCCAUCAGAGAAUCCAUACUGGGGAAAAACCAUUUCAGUGUUCAGCAUGUGGUGCAGCCUUUUCACAAGGCAGCUCUUUAGCUUAUCAUCAGAUAAGCCAUACUGGAGAAAGCUCUCACCAGUGUGAUAAAUGUGGAAAAGGCUUUAAAAGGAAAAGUCAUCUCAUCACUCAUCAGAGGAUCCACACUGGAGAAAGGCCUUACCAGUGUACUACAUGUGGAAAAGGCUUUAUACAGAAACAUCACCUUACCAAUCAUCAGAGAAAACAUGCUGGGGAAAGGCCUUACCAGUGCACUACAUGUGGAAAAGGAUUUAGACAGAAAUCUGACCUUAUCACGCAUCAGAAAACCCAUACUGGAAAAAAGACUUAGCAUUGUGCCAUGUGGGAAAGGUUUUGCAUGUAAAUGUACCCUCAACAUUGAUCAGAAAAUGUGUGUGGGUAUGUGUAUGUAAAGGUGUGUGUAUGUGUGGGUAAUGAUAUCAUUGUGCGUGUGUGUUAGUAGGUGUAUGUGGGUUAAAAUACUCCACUACCCCAAUAAGUUAGAUAACCCAGCAUCUCCACACAUAUACACAAUGUGAACUUUGUUCCCAGUUUUCCAGUGUUGUUUCUCUCAUUCAUACUGUUAUUAUUUUUUUACUCAUGCAUUGUACUAUCUGAUUAUUUUAUUAGAACUUGACAAGCCUUCAGAUAUGUAUUGUUAUUGUUUUGAGUUUUUGACUACUUUUUAAAAUAAAGUGUUUUCUCAUGGCACAAGGAAUGUUUCUGAAGAGUGUUCCUAAGUGGACGAAGAUAGACCCACAGUGUUUCCUCUAUGGCAACAAGAGCAUGCACAUCAAGGGUGAGCAUAGAAGAGCCUCUAUUGCUAAUGUUAAGGUGUUAAUGCUUAGGAAUGUUGGAAUGACUGAGGAUAACACACCUUUACAUACUCAUAGCAGAUUAGAGUGUAAUAGCUGCCAUUGUUAUUCUCAUGACAAACUAGC
Engraulis encrasicolus (European anchovy) is the source of this 1742-nucleotide messenger RNA. RefSeq names its product zinc finger protein 239-like. Gene Ontology annotation, molecular function: DNA-binding transcription factor activity, RNA polymerase II-specific; RNA polymerase II cis-regulatory region sequence-specific DNA binding. Lineage: Eukaryota; Metazoa; Chordata; Actinopteri; Clupeiformes; Engraulidae. The coding region runs from base 77 to 1132 and encodes 351 amino acids. The transcript is spliced from 2 exons. Gene Ontology annotation, biological process: regulation of DNA-templated transcription. The record is from RefSeq and is a predicted model, not a curated record.